Pseudozyma hubeiensis SY62 is the source of this 738-nucleotide messenger RNA. RefSeq names its product enzyme regulator. Lineage: Eukaryota; Fungi; Basidiomycota; Ustilaginomycetes; Ustilaginales; Ustilaginaceae. Gene Ontology annotation, molecular function: U2 snRNA binding; protein binding. Bases 1 to 738 code for a protein of 245 amino acids. The transcript has a single exon. Gene Ontology annotation, cellular component: U2 snRNP. Gene Ontology annotation, biological process: mRNA splicing, via spliceosome. The record is from RefSeq and is a predicted model, not a curated record.
AUGAAGCUCACACCAGAGCUCCUCUCACGGAGCAGCUCUUCCAUCAACACACUCCGAGAUCGAGAGCUCGACCUUCGUGGACUCAAGAUCCCGGCCAUCGAGAACCUCGGCGUGACUCGCGAUCAGAACGACACAUUAGACUUGACCGACAAUGACAUCCGCUAUCUUGGCAACUUCCCACUCUUGCGACAGCUCAAAACCCUGCAGUUGGCCAACAACUUGAUAUCGCGCAUUGACCCUCGCAUAGGCUUCUCGCUGCCAGCGUUGCAUUCGUUGAAUUUGACCAACAACUCGAUAUCCGAACUGUCGGAGCUAGUACACCUGACCAAGUGCAGUCGAUUGGAGUAUCUGUGUUUGAUGGGGACACCAGCGAGCAGGGAGAAGCAUUACCGAGAGUUUGUAAUCUGGAAGUUGCCUCAGGUGCGAGUAUUGGACUACCAGAGGAUAAAGGAUAAGGAAAGAGCGUUGGCAAAAGAAUUGAUGGAAACAGAGGAUGCGAGACCGUCAGCGUUGGCAGCGAGUAUCCUCAAAAAGUCGGAUGCGAUGGAUGUAGAAGGAGAUGUGGUCGUGGGCAAGCAAAAGACAUUCGAGCCAGGCAGGCUCAACGGAUCAUCAAGACGGUUGCUGACAGCGGAAGAGCGCAAGGCUAUCGAGGAUGCCAUCGAGAACAGCGAGAGCUUGGAAGAGAUCCGCAAGCUCGAAGAACAGCUCAAGAUGGGUCACACCUUCGCAUCCUAA